CCCAGAUGGUGGGGCUGGGAGGGGCUGUAGUCCAGCGUCUCGGGGCCAGGGAUCCUGCCUUUGCUUUUUCAAAAGGCGCUCUGCCCUCGAGGUGUCUUUCUUUAUCCAGGUGCCGGUUCAUUCCCGCUUACCUAUCCCGGGGCCUUGCCCACACCUUCAAACAGGACAGACUAUAAAUCUGGGUCUCAGGGAUCCCACAGGGUUCUCCCCAAAACUGAAAUCCUGAAGGCCUCAUCUCUAGGAGCAAAGAAAUCACCUUCCUCUUCCAGAUACCGUACUCGACCCCUGAUUCUCCACCACCCUAUAGCCUCUUUUAUGUUCAGGACUACGGGUCCAAGUGCCAUGGAAUACUGGAUUUCCAGGGCAGAAGGAGGAAAGCCCACUAGAGCCCUACGAGAGAGACAGAACGGGGAGCAGGCAGGCUAUCCUUGCCACGGAGGUGGGCACAGAACAGGGCUUCAAGGUGUGUGUGGUGUGUGUGUGUGAGAGAGAGAAAAGAUAAUGGAAGUACUUUCCCGGGGUGCUUGGGAUAGGACCUGUCUGGUGCAGGUCAGUGGUUAGAGGGUGUUGACCAGACUUGCGGGGAGGAGAGCAGCCUGGCUGCUCUAGAAGAGCGCCAACUUCCCACGGGCUGAGCGCUCUGGGGCAGCACAAGGCAGGACCCAACUGUAACCGCAGGAGCCUCACACUGAUUGCAGCCAUCGAGAACGCGUCGUCUUUAAGAGCUCCCCAAAACUCCGCCCCCUUCCCGUUCUGGGGGAGGGGUAUGGGGAAAGGACCCCUCCAUGGGGCUUUCUAUUGGCUAAGAGAAGCAGGGCUGGCUUUGCGAUCGCCUGAAAAGGGGAGUAGACAGCUCAGCGGCAGCCGAAGGAGUCUUCUGUGCGCUGGACUGCAGUGGGAGGUGUGUGAGGCUCGCACUGACCGCAGGCCUUCGGACACAAUCGCUGGAGGGCUAAGACUUGGCAACGGGGCUGCCGGGUUAUCCGGCUGAGGCUUCAGAGGCGUAAACUGAUGGACUGGCUCGAUCGGCAGCGACAGCGUCCUAUCCGCUCUUCUAAGAACACCGAGCGGAGCCCGCGCUGAAGUAGAAGCUAUCCAGGGGGUGGGGUGGAGGGCUCAGCCCAGAGUCCCAGUGUGGCCCGGAGGAACGGAGCCCGUGCCAGGGCGACCCAAUCGGGAGCCCAGGGACCGAGCUCGUGUUUCGGGGAGACCUCCACUUCUCAGGGGCGCCGUUCCCAGGACGGUCGAGGCAUUGGGGCGGCCACCGAGUCCUCAGCGGGGAUACCUCUUCGGGGAGAGGGCGCGCGGUCCGGAACAGUCUUGGGGAGCCGAGCGGAAUCGGGCGGGAUCACCCGGGGGCGCAGAGCCCCCGUCGUGCCUCGUGCGUCGGAAAGGCCAGGGGAGCGAGCCCUCGGAGGCCGCAGCCCGUACCCGUGUUGGGGGCGGUUGCCCAGUGAGUCCUCCUGGCCGGCCGGGCGGAGAAGAGCGACACCAAAGCCUGAAGGAGGGGAGCAUUUCAAGGCCGGUGGCUGCGGAGGAUGGGCGCCUGAGUGGCCCCGAGCGCUGCGCUGCACGGGAAGACCAGCAAAGCUUUGCUGAGGAGGCGCCAGGGCAUCCCGAAGUGCAGCCUGCCCCCGGGAAGAUGGCCCGGCUUGGGCAGCGUUGGCUUGGCAAAUGGCAUGUGGCGAUGGUCGUGUUGGCGGUGUGCCGGCUUGCCACGCCACUGGCCAAGAACCUGGAGCCCGUGUCCUGGAGCUCUCUCAACCCCAAGUUCCUGAGUGGGAAGGGCCUGGUGAUCUACCCGAAGAUUGGAGACAAGCUGGACAUCAUCUGCCCCCGAGCAGAAGCAGGGCGGCCCUACGAGUACUAUAAGCUAUACAUGGUGCGGCCUGAACAGGCAGCUGCCUGCAGCACCGUGCUCGACCCCAAUGUGCUGGUCACCUGCAACAAACCACAGCAGGAAAUCCGUUUCACCAUUAAGUUCCAGGAGUUCAGCCCCAACUACAUGGGCCUGGAGUUCAAGAAGUACCAUGAUUACUAUAUUACCUCUACAUCCAAUGGGAGCCUAGAGGGCCUAGAGAACCGGGAGGGAGGUGUGUGCCGUACGCGCACCAUGAAGAUCAUCAUGAAGGUUGGGCAAGAUCCCAAUGCUGUGAUGCCUGAGCAGCUGACCACCAGCUGGCCCAGCAAGGAGGCAGACAACACUGUCUUGAUGGCCACACAGGCUCCUCGUGGUCGGGGAUCCCUAGGGGACUCUGACGGCAAGCAUGAGAACCAGGAAGAGAAGAGUGGCACAGGUACAAGCGGUGGCAGCGGCAGUGGGGACCCUGACAGCUUCUUCAAUUCCAAGGUGGCAUUGUUUGCGGCUGUUGGUGCUGGCUGUGUCAUCUUUCUGCUCAUCAUCAUUUUCCUGACGGUUCUGCUACUAAAGCUGCGCAAGCGGCACCGCAAGCACACGCAGCAGCGGGCCGCUGCCCUUUCACUCAGUACGCUGGCCAGUCCCAAGGGGGGCAGUGGCACUGCGGGCACCGAGCCCAGCGAUAUCAUCAUCCCCUUACGGACUACAGAGAACAACUACUGCCCCCACUAUGAGAAGGUGAGUGGGGACUAUGGGCAUCCCGUCUACAUCGUCCAGGAGAUGCCACCCCAGAGCCCGGCGAACAUCUACUACAAGGUCUGAGUGCCCGGUGUGGCCUCAGGCCCUGGAGGACAGACGGCCUGGACCACACCUCUUCUUUCUCCCGCACACCCUCUCCCCUCGCCAGCUGUGCCCACCUUUGUAUUUAGUUUUGUAGUUUCUUGGCUUUUAUAAUCCCCAUUUUUUCGUGCUCCCUGGGUUUUGGAGGGGGGUUUUUGUGCCCCUAACCCCCAUGCUCUUGUGCCUUCCCCCUCUGGCCAGGCCUCUGGGCUCGGUGGGGGCACCCCUUCUUGGUGGGCAGGGUUGGAUGCUGAUGGACAGCAGGCAGGGAGAUGGCCUUCUGGCCCUGCCCCCACCCUUGUCCCUGUGCCCCCUUCCCAGGACUGCUUGUCCGCUAUCAUCACUGUUUUUAAUACUUUUGUGUUCAUUUUUUAGCUGUCAACUCAUUUUCAUCUGUUUUUUGAAGAAAAAUGUAAAAGGCAGCUCCUCUCCAGGCUUUCUGAGCCUGGCCCAGCCUGGAUAAGCAUAUAAGAGGGCCUGGGGCUGGGGCUGAGGCAGGGGCAGGAUGUGGCCAGCCCAGAAACAUAGAAUGGCAUUUAUUUUAUAGACUCCUCGGCAUUGGGCGGGGUGGGGGGGGGGAACGGGGCAGGCCAGGGCCGUUCUUGCCCAUGAGGGAAGUGGAGAGUGCCAUUUGGGCAAGGUGCCCCACCCUCCCCUCUUGAUCCUCCUUCUACAAAGCUAAUCCUGGCAGUGGGGUAGUAGCUGCCACACUUCCACCAAAAAAAAAAAAAAUCCCUUCCUUGUGGGAUUCUUGGGCAUCUCCUGCCUCCCUCACUCUCACGGUAAUUAACGUCUUAAUUGGCUGUUGCCUGGGGAACAGGAGAGCUGCUGCAGGGAGAUGACCUCAUGGGGGGCGGAGGGCAGUAAGCUGGGAGUACCCCCCCACCCCGCCCUGUUCUCUCCUUACCUUUGGUAUCCUUUAGCCUGAUGGGGAGGCAGAGGCCCAGGUGAAGACUUAAGUGGGUAUAAGGCCAGGUGGCCUCCUCCUUUUCUGGGCUCUGGCACAGGUGGGUGCCCACCAUCCACCCAGCUCCUAUUGGCAUCCCAAUCUUGGGCUGGGGCCUGGGAAGAGGAAGAGACUGCCAGGGGCUGGGCCAGCCCAUCGUGCACUUUGACCCCGGCUCCUUGCCAGCACGGCUGCUAACAGACUGACACUUGACUGUGCCUUGCAGGCACUCCCAGAUCGGCUGUGGAAGGAGCUGGGCCUUAUCCCAUCCACCUCCACAUGGCCUCUUGGCCCACUGCCCACCCCAGUGCCAGGUGGGAGAGGGAGCAGAACAGCCACCCCCUUCCAGGUGGCAGUCGGAAGGGUUUUUGUUUCUGUUGCCAUUUGUGUAAAUACUAGUCUUUUUGGAAAAAAUAAUGUAAAGAUGUUUUGUAUAAACUCUGAAUUAUUUUCUUGUUGCCUUUUUCUUAGAAAAAAAUGAGAACUAAAAAAAAAAAUUAACCACAUGGAGAAAUGGGUGCAAAAUGGUGUCAUGAUAUUGGGGAAUGGAAUGUAAGCAUAUGAGAGAGAGACAGAGUGUGAGCAUGAGAGAGAGAGUGUGUGUGUGUGUGUGAUUUCCUGUGCCCAAACCACUGGUGAUCUGGGUAGGUAUGGAAAGAGGGAGUGUCCUAAUGGAACUAGAUGUGCCCUGUGCCCCUCCUGCUGCCCCUCCACCCCAAGUUUCUCUGCUUUUUUGUUGUGCUGCCGUGGAACCUGGGACCAUUUCCCCCUGACAUACCUGUCAUCUUUGUGGCAAGUGCAGUGCUACGAUGUCCUGGGCAUUUCCUCAGUCUGGUACCAGGCUAAGCUAGAGAAGGUUGAUGGGGAGAGAGAGGUGGUGUUCCCAUGGGGAUCUGGGUGUGUCCACAGGUACUGCCCCAACCUGGCUGGGGCUAGAUCUGGGACCUGCUGGCAGGCCCAGCCCUGUCCUACUUCAGAACAUCCGGAGGUAGAUAGAAAUAACUUCCCAAAAGCUGGGCCUCUGCUGCCAGCCCCCUGGGCACCAGGACUGCUUUAGUUUGUCUCUCAGGCAAAAGAAUCUUCCUUCUCCUGUUUUUGGAGUUGGACUGCACUAGAGCCCAUCACCAUGGCAUACUUGGGGGCAUCUGGCUGGCAGUUGAAGCCCUCAAGCUACAGCAGCCCUGAGUACUCAGUCUCCCUCCCACAGGCUGAUGAGUAACUUGCUAGGGUCAGAGAGUGUGGUGAGAGCCCUAAGGAGGCUUUGGCCUCGGUCCCACAGCAAAGACUCAAGCAGGGUCUGGGACCUUCCUGUUCUAGCAUGGUGCAGCCUGCGGGCUUUUCGAGGGGACUCCCUGUGGAGAUGGCUAAGACAGAUAGACGUCAAGGGUGGAGGACAAGUGAGGUCCUGGCAGCUAAAAAUGGGUAAGAAGGCAAUAGAGGAAAGGAGGAAAAGGAAGGAAGGGGAGGGUUAGUUAGUGACCCAGAGCAGGAAGCUCCAGUGAACCAGCCAAGGGGCAGCCAUGGCUAGGAGGGAAGUAAGAAGUGCAUGAAGAAGGAAGGGGGAGAGAGCCAUGGGACCUGCAGGGUGGAGGAAAGGGAGGCUGGGCUAGAGCUGGGCUGGGCUGGGCUGGGGUGCUCUCGGAGCCAGCUGGGGCAGAGGCUGUUUAUUUGGUUUCUUAUUAACCAAAGGAAGUGCCUGGAUCAGAUGGGGCCUCUGCUGCUUGACUGCCUGCCCGGAAUGCCCCCCACCCCCUGCCGACCCCGUGGCCUGGGCCAGGGGUCUCUAACCAGGGCUGGUUCAGACCAGAUUGGUGUCUGUAGUUAAGGUGGAGCCUGACCUAGGCUGAGUGAGCCCUUACCACCCUUCUGAGUGUCCUUGAGAGGCUACCAGCUGCCCUCACCCUACCAGUGGAGAAUUGAUCUUCUAGGGGUUCCAUGAGGGUAGCUGUGGUAUCAUUAGGGUAGCUGUGGUAUCAUUAAGUAAAAUCUGAGGGAGAGAGAAGUAUGGAAAGGAAAGUAGUAAGAAAAGCAUGGGACAGUCUCCCUGACAGCCCAGCAAGCUUGUGACUGGCUGUUCCUACUUGCCCUGGCAUGGGCGUAGUGACUGGGGCUGGUUUGAGCUCACUGCUGACUCUGCUGACCACACAGUGGUGCUUAGUAUCCCUUGUGGCAUGGUGUCCCUCACUUGGACAGUGUCUACCAGUUUUUUCAAACAUUUACACAUUUCUUUCAUUGAACCUCAUAAACUGCCUUGUGAGGCUGGUAGGUAUGGAAUUCGUUGCCUCGUAUUUGAGAUGAGUAAACUGAGACCCUACAGGGGACAGUAACUUGUCUAAAGGCACACAUCAAGUGAGUGGGAACACUAGGAUUCAAGCCCAGGCCUUUUAUUACACCAUGGGAAAAUAAGUGAAGUUCCCUGAGAGUGAGGGGGUAUGACUCCCAUUCUCCCUUCUCCCCCACCCUUUUCCUCUGUCUAAGGUGAGACUGAGCAAGCAUGCUUUCUUGGAAAUCUUGAAGAAUAGAAGCCCUCUCCUGACCUUUUCUCUUCUUCUCUCUCUGGGUUGAGGGCGGGGGAGGGGAGGACCAAGAUUAGCUAGCCAGAAGCAGGAGGUGGGAGCCUCCAGCAGGUAGGGCCCUAGUCCUGCCCCACCCUCGACUGUGUGUCCUUCCUGUCCCAGCUGGGCCCAAGUGCCUGGUGAGUCAGGGAUAGAGGAUGCUUCCCAGGUGAGGGUGGGGCAGCCUGGCUUCCUCCACAGGCUGAGCCCAGUUCUCCAGAGUGAAGCCAAACUGAGCAGGUGCUAACCAGGCCUUAGUUUCUCUGAAGAACAGACUUGUGGAACUGCAAGGGCAGGGAGGGCUCUUGUGACAUUACUGUGCUGGUCAUUUUGUCUCUGAGGCACCAGCGACAUGGAUGGCCUGACAUGCUCUAGGCAAGGGCAUGAAAAUGGGCCACAGACCCAAGGAGAGGCCCAGGCCCGACCAGAGCCAUCCUAGGUUGGGCCCUGCUGAGCAUGUGUCCCUUUGGCCACCUGUUGUCAAUAACUCUUGGAAAUCCAGCCCACCCACCUGCCUGCCCUCCUGCCCUUCCCGGUACAUCACAGUCCCACUAACACCCCAGCUGAGUCAGCCCCAUCAUGCCUGGGGACCCUCCUUUUGCCCAUUUGCUGUUGGCCUCCUGCACAGCUGGCUACCGGAUCUGGGGAGCGGGGGCCCCAGCUGGUGUUUGUUAGGUUGGCUCCUGCUUUGGGAGGCUGCUGAGGGGGAACUCAGCCCCCACCCAGGACAUGGGUCAUGAAGCCCAAACUGAAAGCAAUUUAAGGACAUGGGGGAGACAGUAAUUGUAGGUUCUGUUUCCAAUGGUUAAUUAUCCAGCUGGCAAAGAGAAAGGAACAUGGGAAAACUGGGGGUAGGGGGAUUAAGGAAUGUGUGAAGGGGUAAGAGAGGGUAGAAGGAGUCUGCCACAGGACUCUUUGUACAAGCUAGGGCCUCAUGCUGAGAGGCUUGCAAACUGAGGGCCUGCCUCAGCCAUGCCAUGACUCCCUUUUUGACCAGGGGCAGGCAGGUCCCUUGCCUCUUUGGAACUCAAUUUCCCUGUAUAGGGUAAUGAAAGCAUGGGGCUAGAUUUGUUUGUUCAGAAACGAUUGAGAGUCUCCUAUGUGCCAGUCAGUGGUCUGGGCACUGGAGUACAGUGGUGAAUAGGAUAGAUAAGGUCCCUGCUCCAGGGUGCUGACCUUCUAGAAGGGUACCUUCUAGAGGGUAUCUUCUAGAAGGGUCUUUAAGCACUUGGUUAGCACUUGACUGUGCUUGUGUGUUGACUGAAUCAUGGGGAUGUGAGAGCCAGGAUCAAGGAUACUCAGAUUAAGAACUUGGGUUCUGAAGUUGGUCUUUUAUUCAUUCAUUCAUCUAUCCAUCCAUUUUUUUCUCAACAGUGAUUGUGAGGUGUAGAGGGAUAGUUUGGCUCCGGGGCAGGGUUUCCUGGGCCUUUUUCUGCUUAGAAGUGGACCCCAAGCCCUGGCUGUUCCCACCAUCACCAGCCAAAGCUGGCCUUUUGCAAAGUUCAUAAAUACCCUCAUAAGACCUUGCCCUGGAGUUCUAAUCCCAGCCUACUGCCUUUAUCCUCCAUCCCAGGUAUUUGGGCCAGGAGCCGGGCAAAAUGUACCCAAGAUAAACACUUCCCAAAUCCUGUAGGCAGAAGCUGCCCAAACUAAAAGAGGUAUCCUCAGCCCUUGCCUACACCUGCGGCCCAAUGGCCAGCCUCUCACAGCCCCUCUAGAGACAGGGGAUGAAGAGCUAGCUCCUGGGAGAGGAGCUUCUCUUUUUCUCUGGGCUGGCCCCUAAGGAGAGACUCCAUGUGGAUCCUUUGGUUCCUAUAACCACAGGAAACUAAGUGAGAUCCUAGACUCCACCCUUGCCCAGGAGACUUCACACUGGAUGGAUUCCACUGGGUAGAGCCCUAUGCUGCCCAUGCUCUCAGAGGGACUGGCUGUUCAGGUGGGAUCUGAGAAGCUGGAGGCAUGGGAAUGGUAGAUCUAGGACUUUUCUGAGAGCUCCUUUACAGCUUUAUGGGAAAACAGGCCCAGAGACUGGUGGGACUUACCAAGGGCACACAGGAAAUGCUGGCAGGGCCAGACCUAGAACCCAGCUUUCUUGCCUCAUAAGUUAGAGCUGCUUGCCCUUCUGCACACUGUUGCUUUCUUCUCCCGGAAUCUCCUGGAGUGUGUGUGUGAGUGAACCAAACAAACCUAUAUAUACACAGUAUUUAUAUUGACAAACUUCGUAAGUUUACACAAGGCAGUUACCAAAAUGACACAUUACAGCCCUGAGGAAAAUGUGAUCCCGUGAGGUUUAGGCCUGGUGGCGAGCAGCCCUCAAAAAUGCACUGACAGUUUGUCCCCCUUCCCGGGGGCUCUUCUGUGGCACCUCACACAGCUGCAUAAUCCCUCAGUGGCACAACUACUUGGAGGCAUCCGUAGGGGCCAGACCUGUUAGUUUAUGGCCCAGACCCAGACUUGGGCAUUUCAAGGCUGGUUGGAGCCUUAAAGGUCAUGCGCUUUCCCCCUUCCUUCGGAGAUGUGAGUGGCAGGCCAGCCUCCCUGUGCACACCUCCGGGACUGUCCUCCCUCCCUCCCCCACCCAGACAGCCUGGCCCUUUCAGGCUAGCCUGUCAGUUAGCUAUCCUAGCCCUAUCUUCAGCCCCCCUGCACACACUAAUAGCCAUGGCAGUAACAUGCUUUCACAUGCAAAUUGCUAUGGAAUUCUCAGCCCCUGCUGGUGCCCCAGCCCCCAAGGCCUCCCCCUGGGUGGAUUCAGAGAAGAGAAUGGAAUCUUUCAAGCUGUUAGGGCGUUUAGAGACUUUCUAGUCCAGCCCCCUUGUUGGAUGGAUGGGAAAACUGAGGCCCAGAGGGGGGAAGAAGUGACUGCCCACAUUCACGCAGAGAGUUUGCUAGCACUGGCCUUCCCAGGUCUUCUGACUUCCAGCCCAUUGCAUCUUCAAACCACCACACAGCCUCCCAACACCCCCGCUCCCCCAACACACACACUGGUUGUUUACUAUGGACUCUGGAAUCCCUCCGUCUGGCACUGACUCUGAUCCCAGGCACCCUUUGGUCGGGCCUGGGACUGUGAAAUCCAGAGAUGAAAAAGCUAGAGGUGUCCAUGACUUAAGGGGAAUUGCCCAGGGAAGGGAGCCGUUCUCUUUUGAAACAAGCAACAGGCAGAAUUUGUUCACUUCUCUGUCUGCUCCUGCAUCCCUGUAUCCCCUGAUCCUGGCCAAGCUGUUCUCUCCACCCUGCUGGCCUGACAUGCCCCACCAAGCCUUCUCCUGAGCCACCAGCAGAGCCCAGGAGGCACAGGGAAGCCUGGUCCCAGCUGGGGUAUGGAAAAAUCUCCUUUCCCUUCAGUUUAGCUGAAACAAGAUUGGAAUUUACAAGGAAAUGAAAAUAAACACCAAAGGGAAAAAAGAGGCAACUUUACAGAGCACAGGUGUCUGCUCCCAGCUAAGCCAAGAUCUUGCCACAGAUGGGCCCCAUGCUAGGGACUUCAGGAUUAUCUUUGAAUCAGUCCUGCCUAUGAAACAGUGUUUGACUCUGCCCAUUUCUGACUUCCUAUAGCCACCACCCUGCUUCAAGCCACUGCCAUCAUCUCUUGCCUGGACGAUGACAAUAGCCUCCUAACUGACCUUCUUGCUUCCAUCCUGACCCCCAUCCCUUUGCAAAACAGCAGCCAGGGUGAUCUUUCCAAAGCUCAACCCUGAUCUUGUCAAUCCUGUUUACCUUUCAAAUCUGUCAAUAGUUCAAUUCUUCAGCAUGGCUUUCAAAGCCCUGCGUGAUCUGACCCCUGUCCAUCUUUUUAUCCCCCUCCCCCCAUACAUUACACCCCAACAACGCAAACUUACUCACUGGUGCCUGACCAGGACAUGUACCUUGAAGCCUCUGUGCCUUUCCAUAUGCGCCUCCUUCAGACAGAAAUCCUGGCCCCUCGCCACUGGCCUGGCAAACUCCUACUGACCCUUGAUGGACGCUUCCGGCUGCCAACCCAGGCCAAGCUGGUUCUCCCUUCUUAGCUCCCACAGUGCUUCUGUUUCCACUCUGUGUAUUUGUGUCUGUUUACCCCACUAGAUUGUGAGCUUCUGGAGGGCAGGGUCCAUGUCUAAUUCAUCUCUGUGUCUCACCCGACACAGAGCUUAGCAUAGAGGUAAUAUCAAUAAAUCUUUGAAAUGUGUGUCAACUUGAACGGACUUGGCUGAAACAACCAUCACAGGGCUCUGUUCCUGCCCUUCAUCUGCUCACAUUACUGUUCGACCAAUCUGAAGAGUCAAUGUCUUAUUAUACUACUCUAUAAUAAAAACUAACACUUAUUGAGCACUUAUUAUAGGUCAGGUACCAUGCUUGAUAUUUCACAUGCGUUACUUUAUUGACACCUAAUGUCUCAAUGAUGUCUCACGUAGGAGCUUAUCUGAGGUAGGACUAUGAUUACCCCUGUUUUUACAGAUGAGGAAACUGAGGCUCAGAGAGUGAAAGUACCUUGCCCAUGGGCUGGCAGUUAAGAAGUUGUAGAGAAAGUAUUUGAACCCAAGAAGCCCAAAUUCAGAGUCCAAAUGCUUAGAUGCUUUGCCAUGCUUGUCCGGGGAAAUGGUGGUGCCAACGUGGGGAGACAAGGAGGCUGGCCCCUUCAGCCUGCACCCUUGAUGUCAGACAUGUGGCUUGAGAGGCAGUCUAGAAUGGUCGUUAAGAGCCCAGACUCUGGAGUCAGGCUACCAGGGUUCAAAUCCCAACUUUACCACUUUCUAGCUAUGGAUUCUCAAGCAAAUUACUUAAACCCCUCUGUGCCUCUGUUUUCAUAUCCGUAAAAUGGGUAGCAGCCACCUCAUGAGGAUUAAGUGAAAAAACACAUGUCAAGCCUGGUCCUGGCAAUUGCUCAGGAAAUGUCACUUACUACUGCUUAAUAGUCCUGAGGCAACCUUUGGUUCCCGUCACCUAGCCUCAGGCAGCCCAAGUCCGCUCCUGGCUGGUCUCUGCUUGGCCACUUGAAUUGAGAGGCUCAGCAGCCAGAGGAUCCCCAGCCCCAGCCUCUACCUUGGACUAGGUCCCUAUGGCCCUAAUGAUGGUCCAGUGGGUGGUGAGCUGCAAACUUCUCCAGGAUGCUGCCCUCAGGGCUUGACUGGCCUGAGCUUGGCUCCUGAAGGCCCAAGAGGAGGAAUGUCCAUAAAGUUGUGCCACCUACAGGAGCUUGAAGCCAGAGUGGAGAGACCUGCAUUAGAGGCCUGACUCUACCACUAAUACUUGCAAAACUCUCCUCUUGAGGCCUGAAUUUCUUCUUCAUCUGUUCAAUGUUCAUGGAAUGAUGCAAGCAAAACUUUUGUAAAAAAUAACAAAGUGUACUUCGAUGUAAGAAGCCCCCAUUUUCCAUUAGAAUGUGUGCUCCUUCAGGGUAAUGAACCUCCUAGCACUCAAUAAAGAGCUGACGAGUGAAUGAAUAAGUGACUAUCCGCUCCCCCACCCUCACCCCCACCCCUGCCAGAUUCUGUGUAUCCCUUCCCAUCCAGCCUCCAGCAGUCAGAAAGCCAAUUCCAAAGUAGGGGCAUUGACUCUGAUAGUGGGAUGGAAUGUUUCUGGGAAGUCCAGAAGGACAUGUUGCCAUGUUCAGGAGAAGGUCAUUCAUGAAAACCUGGAGCCAGAGAUUACUUUGUUCCCUGCCUCAGUAGGAUCACCAGACCUUCGAGGUCCCAUCUGAAAGAAGGAAGCUACACUCGAUGAUUUCUUUCUGCACCCUAUUAUGCUGGUGAAGUUUCAACUGGUACAGCCUUUCUGGAUGCCAGUUAGAUAAUAAUAUGCAUUAAAGCCUUGUUCAGACCCUCUGACCUAGUGAUUAUCAUGUGGACCAAGGCCCUGGGGAAGGGAUUUUCAUAAUAAAUUUAUGUAUUUGUAGUGUUUUUAUAACAUAAAAAAAUUGGAGACCGCCCAAAAGCCCCCUCUCUGGAAAGUUUUUAUAAUGCAUACACACAUGCUCUUUCAGCAACCAUGAAGAUUUUUCUGUAUAGCAUGUAUUAACUGUCCUCUCCUUUGAAAAACCUGCCCAGUUCCCCUUGUGAGCACUGCACUCUACUCUAGCACAUUGGAUUGCAACUACUGGGUUCUUCACUUCUCAGUAACUUGGUUUCCUCAUCUGUAAAAUGGGGACUCUGAUACUACACGUGGCACUGGAUUUUUGAAAUAACAUAUAUAAAACCCUUAGUACAGUGCCUGGCAUGUUGUAAACACAGAACCAAUUUUAUGAUUACAAUUACUAUCUCAUCGUGAGAUAGCUAUCUCCAUGUCUGCCUCUGCUAUCACACCACAAUCUCUUUAAGAGUGGAACUAUGGUGCACUUUUUUUCCUCUUCAAAUCUCCAGAGCCUAGUACAGAGCUUGGCACAUAGUGGGUGCUGAGUGAGUUUAGUAAAAGAAUAAAUUUGUUCCAAUACUUUCAACACAGAGGAGGCACCUGAGGCCUAGGUAAGGACAAGAUAAGAGUUGGGACCAGAACUCAGAUCUUCUAUCCUCAAAUUGUGGUCCCCUGGGGCAUCGGGAAGGAGCCCUGAUGGCGCAGUGGUCAAGCACCUGUCUGUUAACCGAAAGAUCAGCAGUUCCAACUCACCAGCCUUUCUGGGAGUCUGCUCCCGUAAAGAUUACAGCCUUGGAAACUCUAUGGGGUAGUUCUACUCUGUCCUGUAGGGUCAGUGGGUUUGGUUUUUUGGCUUUGCAGGCACUGGGGGUGAGGGUGGAAAUUGGGGGCAAUCUUCUGGAUUCCUUGAGCAAGGCUGCCUAGGCCCCUUCUGUGCCUUGGGUCUGGAACCCUGUGAUCAGAUGGGCUCUGGGACUGGCGGCAGUUGUGCUGACCUCCCUUCCCCUUUCUUGCCUUCAUUCCCUCCAUCUCAGACUCUGGUCUGGCCCAGCCAAACAGGAAGAUUCAUUAACUGUCUAAAUAUACUGAGCCCAGGGGCCAUGUGCACCCUGCAACAGAGCUGGGGUCCCAGCAGGGCCAGAGCCUGAGGCAGUGUUAGCUGUGGAGGGCUGGCUGGGAGGGGGACCUGGUGAGGGGAAGCCCAAGGAACAGCCAGUAGGAUGAUUGAUGGGAGGGUGAAUGAAGCUAGGCCAGCCCCAGGCCCUCUGAACCCCCAGCCUCUAGUCCCUCUUAGCCACCAAUCCCUGUACCUCCGAAGUCCAACUUUGAUCCCCACACUUAUGGCUUCAGCCGCCUCUCCCCUCUCCCCACUCCACAGUCCCUCAGUCUGGGUCCCUGAGCUUUAAUACCAAGCCUAA
Messenger RNA from Loxodonta africana (African savanna elephant), 13443 nucleotides. It is a transcript of the gene EFNB1, whose product is annotated as ephrin B1. Gene Ontology annotation, biological process: axon guidance; ephrin receptor signaling pathway. Gene Ontology annotation, cellular component: plasma membrane. Gene Ontology annotation, molecular function: ephrin receptor binding. Lineage: Eukaryota; Metazoa; Chordata; Mammalia; Proboscidea; Elephantidae. The record is from RefSeq and is a predicted model, not a curated record. The coding region runs from base 1643 to 2680 and encodes 345 amino acids. The transcript has 5 exons.